Messenger RNA from Schistosoma turkestanicum, 2337 nucleotides. NCBI's taxonomy places the organism in Eukaryota, Metazoa, Platyhelminthes, Trematoda, Strigeidida, Schistosomatidae. The record is from the annotation of a GenBank genome assembly.
UUUAAAAUGGCUAGCCCACCUACACCGAAGAUCGAAAUACUGGACGAUGAAGAGAAUAUCGUCAAUUUAGAAGAGGAAACCUUGUCAAAUGGCGUUCCAGCAACUUCCUGCACAAACGGUGCAGAGUUGACUAACUAUGUGCAGUUAUUCGAUCUAUAUCCAGCUAUUGUUCACCGAUGUUCUCGCGAAUUCAAAAAGCCUUAUGGAUUGGUAGAUGAAAUAACCUACAACAAUGGAAAUAUAUACGAAGGGCAAACCAUUAAGGAUAUGCUACAUGGUCGUGGUGAGUUCCUUUGGGAUGAAACAGGUUUGACGUAUAUUGGUGACUUUAAGGAGAAUAAAAUUACUGGGCGUGGGAAAAUUAUUUGGCCAAAUAAAAGUGAAUAUAUCGGCGAUGUGAUUGAUGGGAUCCGAGAUGGGGUUGGCACUUAUACUGACUCUAACGGUCUCCAAUAUACUGGUCAGUGGAAGAAUGGAAAGAAGCAGGGAAAAGGUCGUCUAAACUACACAACUGAUGGUUCUAGUCACUAUGAUGGUGAAUGGAAUUCCGGACUACGUCAAGGUUACGGAGUGUAUCACUACUCUAACCGGGCAACCUAUGAAGGACAAUGGAAAGAUGGUAAACGCCAUGGAGAAGGAACGAUGCACUGGAAAGAUCGUGAUGAAAUUUAUACGGGAAGUUGGAUCAAUGGAAAACAGCAUGGAUUAGGUUGUCAUGCGUGGCAUAUUCUCCGUGUUCGAACAUCACAAUAUUCUUUGCCUAAUGUAUAUGAUGGUCAAUGGGCAAAUGGUAAACGUAAUGGACUCGGAACAUUUCAUUAUCCUAAUGGAUCUAAAUAUGUCGGUUAUUGGAAAGACGAUCUGAAACAUGGAAAAGGUACACUGAUACUUAAAGAUGGACGAAUAUUUGAAAGAACAUUUUACGAGGAUCGUUUAAUAGACUCAGAUUCUAACUCAUUACCACCACCAAGUGCUGAUCAACCAAGUUUAGAGAGAUUAGAUACACGCAUACCAAUUGUAACAGAAUGUUUUUCUAAUCCUGUCGAUAAAACUAAUGUACUCAAGGAUACUUCAGAUAGUAAUUUAUUGGAAAAUUAUCUGAAACCCCAUAUAUCACCGUCAGAUUAUACUCCAUCAGAAUUACAGAAUAUGCAAAAUGUGAUAACCGCUUAUUUGACUCUAUUACGCAGUAUAUAUAGAUUUUAUGGUAAACUUGGUAUUAAACAAUUACCAGAUAAUACAAUUAUACUGCGUUAUGUUCAGUUCUGUCAAUUUUUAAAAGAUUGUAAAUUACACCAACAUACAAGUUUAGCUGCUUUAGACAGAAUAAUUGCUGUAUCUUACGGAUCUGAAGAUUGUGACGAAAUAAGUGUUCAGAAUCCUGAGAAACUAAUCUCUUUCGGAACAUUUGUAAACAUUCUUGUUAUAUUAGCUUGUAACUUGUACACUCAAGAUGAAUGUAACAUGCAUGAAAAAAUAACUAAAAGCAAACCAAGUGAUGCCCUGUUAUAUUUACUAACUCAAGCAAUUAUUCCAAAUGCAUGUAAACUAUCUGGUGUUAUUUAUCAAGAUGUUGAAAAGUCCAAAGAAACUCAUUUAUUUCUACAAUCACUUUAUCAUGCCUAUAAGUUUUUAGUACAAAUUAAAGGAAAAUUUCAGAAUUCAAUACUUCCACCACCGUACACAAUGACUACACGUAAUUUCCUGUUUAUUCUUCGGGAUUUCAAUUUGUUAAGCCGAAAGCUUACAGUUAAAGAUGUUCUUGAAGCAUUGUGUAAAUGUAAUCCAGUAGUUGGAACAUUAGAUGAAUAUAAUGCUGAUACUGAGCUUACUUUUUUCGAUUUUUUCGAAGCUCUUAUUGAAUGUACGCUGAUUUUGAUGUUAAAAAAAGAUGAACCAGAUAUAGGAUCUGUAGAUGAUAAAAUAAAAACUGUUACACCAGAUUUAACUAUUAAACAAACUAGAAGACUAUCGCAUAGGCCAAGUACUUCAAGACAAUUAAAAAUUAAUGCUGGUAAAAAACAAAAAGAAAAAAAGAACAAAACAAAACGAGUUGCUGAAAGUCGAAAAACCAGUAUAUCACCGGAAAUAGAAAAGUCUGACAAUCAAAAGGAACCACUAGAUGUGGUUGAUCAAGAAGAACAAUUACCACAACAAAAACCAGAAUUAGACAAGACAAGUUCACCAGUACAAUAUGAAUUUGAAACGUGGGAAUCAUGCAUGAAAAGUUUUCUGAAUAAAUUUCUACAAUCGGUUGAAGAGCUACAAACUCUGUACAGCAGGAUUUAUCACUUAAAUCAAUCAACAAAAUAUUUAACUCGUUUAACAGUAGAUUAG